Molecule: messenger RNA, 4043 nt
Organism: Periophthalmus magnuspinnatus
Lineage: Eukaryota; Metazoa; Chordata; Actinopteri; Gobiiformes; Gobiidae
Gene: fer
Product: fer (fps/fes related) tyrosine kinase
Exons: 20
Coding region: 431-2899 (822 amino acids)
Biological process (GO): chemotaxis; cell adhesion; Fc-epsilon receptor signaling pathway
Molecular function (GO): non-membrane spanning protein tyrosine kinase activity; ATP binding
Source: RefSeq, a predicted model, not a curated record
CCGUUAGCAUUAGCAUUAGCCUCACGAGCUCCAGAGCCGGGACUCUGCGGGAAACGGCGGCAGAAAGAGGGACCAAAGUGGGACCAAAGUGGGACAAAGGGCAGGAACAGUCGGUCAGGACCCGGCGAUGACCGCGGCGGAGGGCUGUGCAGCGGAGCCGUGACCGAGCACCGAGCCCCGGCCCCGGGACCCGAGCAUACACCGACCUCCGCACAACACCUCCGCCGAAAACAGACCACCAGCUCCGUCCUGCUCCUCCCACAAGAGCCGCUGAGUCUGGAGCCUCAGAGCCGGAACCAUGCAGUGCUGCCUCGAUCGGCCCAAAUCCUAGCGUGCACGUGACCCGAGAGCGUGCACGUGACCCGAGAGCGUGCACGUGACCCGAGAGCGUGCACAAGACUCUGAGAGUGCACGUGACCUCACAGAGAAAAUGGGCUUUGGCCGAGACCUCAAGAACUCCCACGAGGGCCUCCUCAAACUGCAGGACUGGGAGCUAAAGCUCUUGGACACAGUGAAGCGUUUCUUGACUCAGAGAGUAAAGAGCGAUAAAGAAUAUUCGUCUCUUUUACUGAGUCUGAGCCAAACGCCCCCCCAAGAAUCAGACUACAGCAGCACCACAAGCCAGUCAUGGACUCAGGUUGUGCGACACACUGAGGCUCUGGGCAGGAUCAUGAAGACUCACGCAGACGAGCUGAACUCUGGACCUCUGCACAAACUCACCACUCUGAUACGAGACAAGCAGCAGAUCAAGAAGACCUACCAGAGCCUACACCAGAGCAUGGAGAGCCACUAUCACAAGGUGACCAAGAGCGACCUGGAGAAGCUGAAGACGACCUACCGCCAACUGAGCCGAGACGCCAACGCUGCCCGUGACAAGUACAGAGAGGCCCUGAGCAAAGGGCGUGAGGCGGAGAAGGCACGGGAUCGUUACGACAAAGCGUUGGCGAAGCUUCAUAAUGUGCAUAACCAGUACGUGCUGGCGGUGGGCGGGGCCAGGACACAACAGGAAGUGCACCACAACAGCUCCGCCCCCUCGCUCCUGGACGCCCUCCAGAGGCUGCAGGAGGACAUGACGUUAGCACUGAAGUGCAUCCUGCAGGAGUACUGUGACAUCAGCAGCCUGGUCACAGACGACAUUUCCAAAGUCCAUCAGGAAAUCUGUGAUGCUGUCAAUCAAAUCGACCCAGAGACAGAGUAUGAGCCGUUUAUCCUGAAGUACAGGUCGGAGGAGGACCCAGAGCCCACGGUGGAGUUUGAUUCGUCGCUUUUAGAGGAAACGGAGAAUCUCCAGGCCAAUGAGAUUCAAUGGAACACUCUGACAGCAGACAGUCUACAGGCCAUGCUAGCAUCCACACUGGAGGAGCUGACUGUGACGCAGCAGAACCUUCAAACCAAAGAGUCGCUGGUUCAAGACCUGGACUCAAAGAUCCAGACGAGCGAACAGAGCGCGCUCAGACCCAGCGAUUGUGUUCAGCUGUUGAAUCAGAAGUUGUCUCUGCUCGAGCUGCGACAGACCGUCCAAUCACUGCGCAGCUCCGAGGCCCGCCUCAUUUCCCAGAAGGCUUUGCUGGAUGCCAAGAUGGCUGCUGGUGGAGCGUCCCAGGCCCCGCCCCCUCCUCCCCUGGCCCCGCCCUAUGAAGAUGACACGCGCUCCGUCAGUUCCGCCGACAAAAAGGAUCGCAGCUCUCGCUUCGACACACUCAGACACUCUCUCGCCGGGAUCAUCACUCGCUCGCCCAAACUGCACAGCUCCUCCUCCUCACAGUUCUUUGACGUGAUCCCCACAUCGGAGCGCCCCCUGGUGGAGCAGGAGUGGUACCACGGGGCCAUCCCUCGCACUGAGGCUCAGGAGCUGCUCCGAGCUCAGGGCGACUUCCUGGUCAGAGAGAGUCACGGAAAACCGGGAGAGUACGUCCUGUCUGUGUACUCCGAGGGACAGCGGAGGCACUUCAUCAUACAGUACGCUGAUAACCAGUUCCGUUUCGAGGGCACUGGGUUUCCCUCCAUUCCUCAGCUGAUCGAACAUCAUGUGACCUCCAGACACGUCAUCACCAAGAAGUCUGGGGUCGUCCUGCUUACUCCCGUCGCCAAGGACAAAAAGUGGAUCCUGAACCACGAGGACGUGACGCUGGGAGACCUGCUGGGGAAGGGCAACUUUGGCGAGGUUUACAAAGGAGUCCUGGUGCGAGACAAGACGCCUGUCGCUGUGAAAACCUGUAAAGAAGACCUCCCCCCCGAGCUCAAAAUCCGCUUCCUGUCCGAGGCCCGGAUCCUGAAGCAGUACGAUCACCCAAACAUCGUGAAACUGAUCGGAGUCUGCACCCAGAGACAACCCAUCUACAUCGUCAUGGAACUGGUCUCAGGGGGAGACUUCCUGUCGUUUCUGAGGAAGAAAAAAGACGAGUUAAAAACCAAACAGCUGCUGCGCUUCUCCAUCGACGCCGCCGCAGGGAUGUCCUACCUGGAGUCUCACAACUGUAUACACAGAGAUCUGGCGGCUCGUAACUGUCUGGUGUCUGAGGGCAAAGUGCUGAAGAUUUCAGACUUUGGGAUGAGUCGACAGGAAGACGACGGAGUUUACUCUUCAUCAGGACUGAAACAAAUCCCCAUUAAAUGGACGGCUCCAGAGGCCCUGAACUACGGCCGGUACAGCUCUGAGAGCGACGUGUGGAGCUACGGUGUGUUGCUAUGGGAGACCUUCAGUUUGGGGGUGUGUCCUUAUCCUGGGAUGACCAAUCAGCAAGCUCGAGAGCAGGUGGAGAAAGGUUACAGGAUGUCCCGCCCCCAGCGCUGCCCAGAGGAAAUUUUCAAAGUGAUGCAGAAAUGUUGGAGCUACAACCCCGAGGAGCGUCCCCGCUUCAGCCAGAUCCACCGAGACAUGGGCCAAGUCCGGCUCUGAACUGGGACAGCAGCCAAUCAGAACGCACGUUACCAGGAAGUGACCUCAUCAGCUGCUUUUACCUCAAAAACACUAAACUUAUUUUAAUGAACACUAAAACUGCAAAAAUCGCAAAGUGCCACGAACAGACCAAUCAGAGCCAAGGACUGUCCACACGUGACCAAUCAGGAGCUUCCUUUCCACUUUACAGACUUUAGAACUGCUUUUAUUUGAACAGAUUUACUCCAGAUGCCCUCCCAGAGCGGUGUAUCACAGAUACUGGAGGAAAUCAAACCCCAGACCAGCACUCAGAGCAGGGCUAACCACUCCACCAGCGACGAGCCUUUCACGCUUUAACCAGGAACCGCCAAGUGUCAAAACAAACGUGAAUGAGGCGACUGAGACCGCCCAGAACGCCAAGGUUUUACGAACCAGGCCGAGCGCCGUAACACAAGCAACGCCACUAUGCCACGCCCAGAACACCGCAAAAUGCCACGAUGACACUUUCAGAACGCCGCCGCGAUUAGACAUGCCCAAAACGCCACAACCGACUUCUGAUUUGUGCCAAAUUUUGAAUCUCUGGAUUCUGAGGCUGAAACACAAACUACAAACCACACUUAAUCCGAUUACUCCAGAAAUCAGAUUAUGAUCAGAUUUCUGGUGUUAACGGACCACAUUUUGAAAAACACUAUUCUUAUGCAAAGUGCCCUCCACGAACACUGUCCCUGGUCGUACCUGUGGUGUGGAAACCAGGACUGACCCAGUCAUGUGACUUCGUUUCCUGUGGCAUUUUGACUCUGAGCGACCUCUUCCUCCUUAACCUUUAUUUUUUUAAACUGUUAAAAAUUCUAAUUUUUCAUUUUCUUUGUGGCCAUUUUAUAUUUAAUAUUUAACAGAUGCCCGGCUUGUUCUUUAUAAAAGUGUUUUUAAAAUGGUGGAUUGUUUUUGUUACUUUAAAACAACAGUAUUUUAUUUGAGCAGUUUUGGACCAAUCAGAGCUAUCGCCGGGCAGACUGAGGCAGGGCGGCUCCUGAUUGGUUGUUUUCUACUGAGUGUAAAUACAGGUUUGUACUGUUUUUUCUACGACACUACUCACGCUUUGAUUUGUGUAACACAAAUAUUAUCAUGCUCUUAUUCUGAAAAUAAACUCACAACUGUUUCCCGU